Arabidopsis lyrata subsp. lyrata is the source of this 1673-nucleotide messenger RNA. Its product is annotated as probable beta-1,4-xylosyltransferase IRX10. Gene Ontology annotation, biological process: plant-type secondary cell wall biogenesis; glucuronoxylan biosynthetic process. The transcript has 4 exons. NCBI's taxonomy places the organism in Eukaryota, Viridiplantae, Streptophyta, Magnoliopsida, Brassicales, Brassicaceae. The coding region runs from base 169 to 1467 and encodes 432 amino acids. The record is from RefSeq and is a predicted model, not a curated record. Gene Ontology annotation, molecular function: glycosyltransferase activity.
UACAUAUCUGUGACUUGAAGCUAUUUCUCCAAUAUCGUUUUCCAUCUUCUCUGUUUCAUUUUCACAAUUCACAUCUUCCUUGUGAAUAAAAUAAACCCUAAAACCUAAUCCCGAAGUAAACUCGUCAACCACUGCGCCCAUGACCUCCCAACGAUACCCUUCCCUUAUAUGCUUCCUCUUCCUUCUUCCUUUAUGGGAUCCAAACCUUCGCACACAUCUCCGGUAGAUAUGAAGAUUCGCUCUUGCCUCUCCGCCAUUCUUCUGUUCCUCUUCUUCUCCGCUUCUUCCUCUGAACAAAAUGUCCGGACAGAGCGAAUUUCAGGAAGUGCUGGUGAUGUUUUGGAGGAUAAUCCAGUGGGAAAGCUUAAGGUUUUUGUAUACGAGCUUCCAAGCAAGUACAACAAGAAAUUACUCCAAAAGGAUCCUCGAUGUCUUACACACAUGUUUGCUGCUGAGAUUUUUAUGCACAGGUUCCUUUUAUCUAGUCCUGUUCGAACGCGUAAUCCCGAUGAAGCUGAUUGGUUUUACACGCCAAUUUACCCUACUUGCGAUCUCACUCCUACCGGCUUGCCAUUGCCUUUUAAGUCUCCGCGUAUGAUGAGAAGUGCGAUACAAUUAAUUUCAUCGAAUUGGCCUUAUUGGAAUCGGACAGAAGGAGCUGAUCACUUCUUUGUUGUUCCCCAUGACUUUGGAGCUUGCUUCCAUUAUCAGGAGGAAAAAGCCAUUGAAAGAGGGAUACUUCCGCUUCUCCAGCGUGCCACUUUGGUUCAAACAUUUGGUCAAAGGAACCAUGUCUGUUUGGACGAAGGCUCGAUCACUAUUCCUCCUUUUGCACCUCCACAGAAGAUGCAGGCCCAUUUUAUUCCUCCAGAUAUUCCACGUUCUAUCUUUGUCUACUUCCGCGGUUUAUUCUAUGAUGUUAACAACGACCCAGAAGGGGGCUAUUAUGCAAGAGGUGCAAGAGCAGCGGUGUGGGAGAACUUCAAAAACAACCCUCUAUUCGACAUCUCAACAGAUCACCCGACAACAUACUACGAAGACAUGCAAAGAGCCAUCUUUUGUCUAUGUCCUCUAGGAUGGGCUCCAUGGAGCCCGAGGUUAGUUGAAGCGGUUGUGUUUGGGUGUAUUCCAGUUAUCAUAGCGGACGACAUAGUACUGCCUUUCGCAGACGCCAUCCCCUGGGAAGAAAUAGGAGUCUUUGUUGCGGAAAAAGACGUCCCUGAACUAGACACGAUCCUAACCUCAAUACCAACAGAAGUGAUCCUCAGGAAACAGAGACUCCUGGCAAACCCUUCGAUGAAACGAGCCAUGCUUUUCCCUCAACCAGCGCAACCAGGGGAUGCAUUCCAUCAGAUACUUAACGGGUUAGCUCGGAAGUUGCCUCACGACAAAAGCAUAUACUUGAAGGCAGGUGAGAAGGAACUGAAUUGGACUGCUGGUCCGGUUGGUGACCUUAAACCUUGGUAAACUCAGAAGAAUUAAAUGUCUUGUUUGUCACCUUAGAGUUAUUAUUUCUGAGAUAAGAGCAUAUGUUGUUGCCUUUUUUUAGCACUUAAAAACAUUAGAGUCCUCCGUGUGGAUUAUUUUUGUAGAUAACAUUACUCGAGGUACAUGUACCAAGUUUGAUGUACACUUCUCUUCGGUUGAUCAUAAUAUCAUUUACAUUAACACUU